AUGGACAACCAUACCUUGCACACUGGGAACCUCAACCCUCCCGAACCAGCGUCUAUCGAUCGCUCCUCCCUCUACCUGGGAAUUAUCGGCGUCCUCAGCGUGGUUUACUUGCUCCAGACCCUGAUUGCAAACACAAAAACCUUCAAGGCCCCUUUCGUGGGCUUCCGGUCCCCCUUCGAGCCGAAAUGGCUGGUGGGACUCCGUUUCUCCCAGGGCGCUCUGGCGCAGGUAACCGAAGGAUACGAAAAGUACAAGAAGGGAAUGUUCAAAAUCGCCCGCAACGACUCGGAUAUCUUGGUCAUCCCCAACAAGUAUGUCGAGGAGCUGCGUUCCCUGCCCGACGAGAAGAUCAGCGCCAUCCGGGCGCAUAUCAAGAAUCUCCUGGGAAAGUACUCGACCACGCUGAUCCUCCUGGAGAGCGACCUGCACACGCGUAUGCUGCAGACCAAGCUAACCCCGAAUCUCGGCUCCUUCAUCGAAGUGAUCGAGUCCGAGCUCAAGUUCGCCAUGGAAAAGGAGAUCCCAGCCGAUCUGGACGACGACUGGCAGAAUGUGAACGUCUUCCACAUCGUCCUGCGCAUUGUCGCUCGCAUCUCGGCGCGGGUGUUUCUGGGGGUACCGGCCUGCCGCAACGAGGAAUGGCUCGAAACUUCGAUCCAUUACACCGAGAACGUCUUUGCGACAGUCAUGCUGUUGCGGCGUUUCCCCAAAUGGAUGCAUCCCGUCGUGGGACACUUGCUUCCCAGCUACUGGGCUAUUCAUAGUAACCUGCGGACAGCGAAGCGGAUCAUCAGUCCCAUGGUUCGCCAGCGCCGGGCAGAGGAAGCAAAGGGUAACCCUGACUAUGAAAAGCCAAACGAUCUACUCCAGUGGAUGAUGGAUGGAGCCAAUGAAAACGACGGUCAGCCCGAUAAGCUGGCGCACCGCCAGCUGCUCCUGAGUCUCGCUUCCAUCCACACCACCACCAUGGCGGCGGCUCAUUGUUUUUACGAUCUCUGUCAGCAUCCCGAGUACUUUGAGCCCUUGCGAGAGGAGAUCAACGACGUGAUCACCCAGGACGGCGGAUGGAAGAAGACCACUCUCAACAAGAUGCGCAAGCUGGACAGUUUCCUCAAGGAAAGCCAACGCAUCAACCCUCCCAGUUUAUUGGCAUUUAACCGUAUCGUCUCGGAAGACCUGACUCUCUCCGACGGCACCCUCCUUCCCAAAGGGACGCACUUCAGCAUGCCCUCUGCGGCCAUUCUCCAGGACCCCUCCGUGGAGCCGGACGCCAACCAUUUCGACGGGUUCAGAUACUACAAGAAGCGCCUCAACCCGGAAGAAGCCAACAAGCACCAGUUCGCCAUGACCGACAACAACAACCUCCACUUUGGCCACGGCAAGUUCUCGUGUCCCGGCCGGUUCUUCGCCUCCAACGAGAUCAAGAUCAUCAUGGCGCACCUGUUGACGGACUUUGAAUUCAAGUACCCCCCUGGCGCGUCGCGGCCGCGGAAUCUGACCGCCGAUGAGAAUCUGUAUCCGGACCCAUCGGCGCGUCUUCUUAUGCGGAGGAGACGGGCGACGGCGGCUCAACCCCAAGUGCAGGGCACGCCUUUGCUUGAUUCAGCCUAA
Messenger RNA from Aspergillus thermomutatus, 1611 nucleotides. RefSeq names its product cytochrome P450. Lineage: Eukaryota; Fungi; Ascomycota; Eurotiomycetes; Eurotiales; Aspergillaceae. The record is from RefSeq and is a predicted model, not a curated record. The transcript is spliced from 3 exons. Gene Ontology annotation, molecular function: heme binding; monooxygenase activity; oxidoreductase activity, acting on paired donors, with incorporation or reduction of molecular oxygen. The coding region runs from base 1 to 1611 and encodes 536 amino acids.